Messenger RNA from Knipowitschia caucasica, 636 nucleotides. The record is from the annotation of a GenBank genome assembly. Lineage: Eukaryota; Metazoa; Chordata; Actinopteri; Gobiiformes; Gobiidae.
AUGCUCCACAGUGAUGCCAAACUCAGACUUGGAGAGGAUUUUUUUAAGCAACCAUGCAUCAGUUUAGCAAAGGCGCUCCUUGGGAAGGUGUUGGUCCGCAGGUGUGCAGAUGGAGUGGAGCUGCGGGGGAAGGUUGUGGAGACUGAAGCGUACCUCGGAGGAGAAGAUAAAGCCUCCCAUUCAGCUGGAGGGAAACGCACAGAGAGAAAUACGGCCAUGUUUAUGAAGCCCGGCACCAUCUAUGUCUAUCCCAUCUACGGCAUCUACCUCUGCAUGAAUGUGUCCAGUGAGGGGGAGGGCGCCGCGGUGCUGUUACGAUCCCUGGAGCCGGUCCGGGGCCUGUCCGUCAUGAAGCAGCUGAGGGCGGCGAAGCGCAAAGACGGAGCCAGACAACUGAAGGACAAAGAGCUGUGCAAUGGGCCCUCAAAGCUGUGCCAGGCGCUGGACAUACCGCGCUGCUUUGACCGCCGGGACUUGGCCUCAGACCCGGAGGUUUGGCUGGAGCGGGACCCCAGCCCUGAUCCACAAGACUUCAGCAAAAUUGUGACAGCAGCACGAAUUGGCAUCGAGUCACAUGGGGACUGGGCAAAGAAACCACUACGAUAUUACAUUUUAGGCCACCCAUGUGUCAGCUGA